GUACAAGAGGGUGACUCGUGGAAAGCAAUGCAUCAUUUGUGGGGCUGAAGAUCCCCCAAUAAGAUGCACAGAUUGCAGCUAUUCGAGCAACUAUACUGCACUGGUUGCUUUGAAACGGCCCACUUGCAUCUAACGCUGCUUGUUGCAUGCUUAUUACUGGAAGAAUGGAAUGUUCACGCGAUAUGACACCAACAGGGUGGAAGUGUGGAAUUGAGAUGUGGACCACACCUGCACAUCAGGCUACCCCUAGGGUUGUUAAAGUUGUCGAUGCGAGAGGAGAAACGCUGAUGCAUCGCUACAUAAAAGUGCAGACAACCAGGAGUAACUGUGAUCAGGAACUUGAGCAGCUAACGUCAAGCUUGUCAGAAUCCAUCCUCAUGCUGCUAGUUGAGCUGCGACCACCUCACAGUGAAGACCUUUUGUUGGGGAUUCGCAUCCAUGUUCUUUAAAUGGAAGACACUUACUUGUGUUUUCCCGAGAUCGGCACCUAUAUGGUUAUUAAUGUCCUUAUAUUAGCUGUAAUCUAAGCUGUAAUCUCGUCUUGGUUUUUGUACUAACCAGAGCAAUUAUUGCCUUAAAAUAUGUAUGCCUCUAAUCUGUGCACAUAAAUAUCGGUGCAUAUAAGUUGUAUUGUUUUUGCAGUUGUCAGAUACAAAAGUGUUAUUAUUUCAACAAGUGCGUUCAUCUUAAGUGUUAUAAUAAGUAUAUUGAUUAAUAA
Molecule: messenger RNA, 718 nt
Organism: Priapulus caudatus
Lineage: Eukaryota; Metazoa; Priapulida; Priapulimorpha; Priapulimorphida; Priapulidae
Exons: 4
Coding region: 147-449 (100 amino acids)
Source: RefSeq, a predicted model, not a curated record